AAGUGUAUUAUGGCCACACAAGCUUCAUGAACCCACCUGUAGUCAAGGCCAGUCAUAUCAUUCUGAGACAUCCUAUUUACUCACUCUUUCUUCAUCUAUCGCCUGAGUCCAACUAACAGAGUGGAUUAUGGCAACACAGAGUUUCGUGAAUGAAAUGCAGACCGUAUCGGGUACCACUCAAGCACAGCAAGCACAGCACCAGCCUUCACAGACAACAAUCAUCGCAGCACAGCCAGCUUCCGCCCACUCUAUUCAGCCCACCUCGCAUACCAUCCAGCCAAACCAACAGUUCUUGCAGUUAGCAACAGAAGUGAUGGACACGCCUAGUUCCGGCACCACGGUGACGUUGCAGACGACCCUCUCUGGCGCACAGGUCCAGCGGGCUAACCAGCCCGCUAUUUAUCAAGGCCAAGUGCAGUACGUACAGGGGCCUGAUCACCGACACACCAAUUCCAUCUAUGCUAACGGCGCUAUGACCAACCCCUAUCCUUACAGCGAAGCCGCAACCAUGUACACGCAGGCUACCCCGGUGAGUUACUUCGGUCAGGGGUCCGUCUCGUCGGCCAACCUCCAGACGCUUGGAACGCAGAAUACCGUCACGGGAGUGAUGGGCGGGACGUUGGUCGGAGGUUCCGUCAUUGGUGGCUCGGUUCUUGGAGGCUCCCAGCUCAUUGCACAGCCAGGGAGGACGUACCUCGUGCAAGGCCACAGCAUAGAUGGUGACGGGCAUCCCAUAACACACACAACAAGGGCAUCCCCAGCUACAGCUCAACAGGUUCAAUGGCUCCUAGAUAACUACGAGACGGCGGAAGGUGUAAGUCUACCCCGUAGCACCCUGUACAAUCACUACCUGAGGCAUUGCCAGGAACACAAGUUAGAUCCAGUGAAUGCUGCAUCGUUUGGUAAACUCAUCAGAUCGGUAUUCCUGGGACUCAGAACGAGGAGAUUAGGUACAAGGGGGAAUUCAAAGUACCAUUACUAUGGAAUCCGUAUCAAGAGCACGUCCUCGUUAAAUCAGUUCCAAGAUGAUACUGGUCACACAGCCAUGAGACAACAGCCCAUCAACUCAGCAAAAAGGUUCAAGCCUUCCCCCAUGGGUGGCAAACCGGAGGACGGUAGCCCCAACGCCGGAGGGACCGGGGGCAACUCCGGUGACCAUGUGCCAUCACAAACCCAGCAGCACCAGCAGUUCUUGGGCGACUCCACGCAGGUGCUCCCGGACUUCAAGGAGCUUAUCGUGGCUACGGAUCUCUUGCCCGAUGGUUUGGAUGGAGAAGAUGUCGAUGUCUUUCAGUCUUUAUAUCGUGAACAUUGUGAGUCAAUACUUGACGUUGUAGUUAACCUACAAUUCCCGCUUAUCGAACAGCUGUGGCAUACAUUCUGGAGGUGUCCGCUGCCAGAUACAGUGUUAGAUGAAGAGCAAGAGAAGCAGCUAUCGAAAGAGAAACUCUUUGCCCUGUGUAAACUCGUACCGAUCCAGACCUACAUCAAACACUACGAUCAUAUCCUAUACCAAGGCCUAGUUGAGGUCUUAAUUCCAGAUGUCCUUAGACCUAUCCCCAGUGCCUUGACUCAAGCUAUCAGGAAUUUUGCAAAGAGCUUAGAGGGCUGGCUAAGGAAUAGCAUGUCCAACUGUCCUCCAGAAAUGCUCAGUCUAAAGGCUGGAGCGGUAACAGCCUUUGCCCAGACUCUUCGUAGGUAUACCUCCCUCAACCAUUUGGCCCAGGCUGCCAGGGCCGUCCUGCAGAACACGUCCCAGAUAAACCAGAUGCUCAGUGAUCUUAACAGGGUAGACUUUGCUAAUGUACAGGAACAAGCUUCAUGGGUAUGCCAGUGUGACGAUUCGGUAGUCCAGCAGUUGGAGCAGGACUUCAAGAGGACGUUACAGCAGCAGAACUCCCUGGAGCAGUGGGCAGCGUGGCUGAAGGGUGUGGUCACCCAGGUGCUGGAACCCCAUGAAGGCUCACCGUACUUCGCCAAGGCAGCACGUCAAUUUCUUCUCAAGUGGUCUUUCUACAGCUCAAUGGUGAUCCGUGACCUGACAUUGCGUAGUGCAGCCAGCUUUGGAUCCUUCCAUUUGAUACGGCUUCUCUAUGACGAAUACAUGUUCUAUCUUAUCGAGCACAAAGUGGCCUCGGCGACGGGAGAAACGCCUAUCGCUGUCAUGGAUAAAGUUGACAGUAGAGGGGAGAGGAUAUCAAUGAGUUCAGACAGCAUCACAGAGAACGGCGAUGGCAUCGACAUUAAGAAGAGCCCGUCAUCAACAACUGUCAAUUCUACCAUCACUCUUGCUACGGGCAGCAAUGGCAGCUCAAAAUGAAAUGUACAAAUUGUAAUCGACGUUGUUUCUGUUCUUGUGUGUAUAUAUCUACGGAAUAAUGAAAUCAUCCAUGACAAUCAUCAUUUUCUUCUGUGAGAUAUUGUGAGGAGAGUGAGCGAUGUGAGCACUUGAUUGACGUCCAGGGGAGCGUUUAUGAAGCGCACUGUCCGUAAUUUUCACCAACAAAUUUGCUCUGAGCCGAUCAGAUGAAAGGAUUUCUGUAGCUUAUAACAAAUAGCCACUUCGAUUAUAUUACAAGCAAUGGGCUUAUUUUUCUCUGUAAUAUGGUUCACAAUAGGAGUACUUUGGAGGGUUUUAGAAGAAUACUAUGCCAUAUGAGCCUGUAAGAUUCUGAGUUCCUAGGCUAAGCUUAUCUUGUUAGAAGAUUGGCCAAAGUAGUUUCUAAGUUAUUAUGACAGAUUUAGCAAGCACCAGGGUUUUGUGAAAUAUACAAAAAUAUUUUGUUAUUCUCAAAUAUUUGUUUCAUCAAUUCUAUAGGAACCAUUGUUUUGUUGGUAUAUGGCACGUCAUACACCGGGGAGCAUUUCAUUAGCAGUUUUCAUCCUGUGAGGUGUCAGCUUUGCUUGAUUCUGAUUGGCUGAGAAGCACUGUAACUAUGGAACCUGUCGGUUAAAACAUACUUUGAUGAAAUAUCUGACAAGAUUUUUCAUGAAAUGCUCCCUAGGGGAGUGUUUCACAAAGCAUCUUGACUGAUUUUCACUGACAAAUUUAUUCUGAGCCAAUCAGAUGCAAGAAUUUCAGUAGCCUAAAACAAUGGUCAAUGAAAUUUUGUUUCAUGAAAUACACCCUAGUAUGUUUAAAUCAGAGGAGAAUGUUUUAUGUGGACAAGAAAAUGUUACAAACCACCGAUGAAAUGAAACGUGUGUUGUAGAAUAGGAUUUAGCAAUUAUAUAUAGUUUUCAUCAACAUUUAAGAGAGAAAUAUUUGUAUUUUUAGAUUCGUGUAAUGAAUUCUGCUUAUUUGGAACAUGGAAAUUGACAAGUGGAAAUAUUUCAGAAUAAAGUAAGGAUAUAGGGUCAAUGAAAUGCCGAGUUUUGUAUCGCAGAUCAAAUUAAAAUUGAAUUUAGUUCGGUCGUUACUACAGAUUUCAUGAAGACAUAACCUAAUACAAUCAUGCUAGUGUGUGAUAAUAAUGACCUAAUUGCGCUGAUAGAUUGUAGAAAUAAUGUCAAAUACACAUUUGGGAUUUAGACAAAGUUACUUUGAAAUCAAUCAUUUUUUUCUUCAGUGCAAUAUCAGACCAGGGAGGGGAAUGGGUCUGAAUUGAAUGUCUGGUAUGCACAACAACAAUUUAAAGGUAGAGGCACAUUCUUUUUUGCAUCAUUAGAUUCUGUUAUGUUCACUAGGUUUGUUUAAGACUUAUUUAAUGUUAAGGUAUAAACUUUGCCUUUUUUUAAGUUAGCAAUAUUUUUCUUUGGAUACUGGUGAAAAUGUGUAACGAAAUAGCGAACUAGAAAAAUAAAAUAAUGUUAAUGAUGGCAAUGAAAUUUCUAUUCUAUGCACUGUCCAUUUUUUUUUUAAAGUCAUGUUAGCCAAAUUCUGAUACAUUAAAUUUAUUUAAAGUGUAAAAUAGAGUGUACAUGUACAUGUAGAUACGCUCUUGACAGUGAGAUAAAUUUAUGUAUAUAAAUACGGGAAAAAGCAGCAGUCCUUUUCUACUUUAAUUACCUGGUGAAAUUUUUGUUACAAUUUGUUAUUAGAUGUACAAGUAGAAUGUUUGCCUUUUUUUACGAACUAAUGUACAAGUGUGUAGUUGAGAUGGGUUGUUCUUAAUUCGUAAGUGUUUUGCUUUAGUGCAGUUUCGUAGCAUUUGUAAGAGAAGUAGUUCUUUGCCACUCUUCGCCUUCCUACAGUGUACGCUGUUAGUAUACUUGUACAGGUGCCUAAAAAUCUGAGAAUUUUUCUAGCUAUCUGUCAAAAUGUCUUUCCCAGAAUUCUGACCUGUUUAUCUACGACACUGAAGAAUUUAGUGAAUACAUGUACCUUUUUUGUUUGUAUUGUUUGAUGUUUCUUUUUGUACGUUUUGUUGUAUGACAUGUGCCGUUAACAUUCCAUUUAGAAUUUUUUCUUUAUUAAUAUCAUAUUCGCUUGCUGUAUUAUCAUGAUAUGUCUAGAUUGAAAUCUUUAAAGAAUUUUUUUUAAUAGUGUGGUUGAAAUGAUAUUGCCAUAUUGAAAUAAUUAGUAUUUCAUAUUGCUGUGUGAGUAUCUAGUUUGCAGCUAUAUAUUCAUUGUGGUUAAUUGUAUGAUUUGUGUGUCCAUGUAGUUUAUCCCUCCAGGAAUGGCUUGUUGUAAUUCCAGUUAAAGUCAUAUAAUCAUUAUUCAAGAUUAUAAAAUUCAGUAAUAUGCUUUUGUUGAUAAUAUUUAUAUCAGGCUAGAAAACAUAAUGAAUAUGAUUUUUACUGAAAAUGUAUGACUUCUCUAAUGUUUCUUCCAGAUUCCAUGUAACAAGAUGAGCUUAUACCAAUGGUAUUAACUAAUCCAUGUAUGGUCUAGACCCAGUAUUCGCACAAAUUGUGUAAUUCCCUUAACUUUUGAAGAAUGCAGUAAUUUGUAAUGAAGGGAGCAUGUUAUUUGAUUACAAUGGAAAAGAGAAAAGAUAAAUGUGUAGUUUUAGUAAUGUUACUUAGUUUUAUUCGCACCAUGGAGUGGAUUUGAAAGUUACAACUCAAGCCCUGGGAUUAGCCAUGAUUCUGUUAAGGGUUCUUUUUAGUCUUACCUUGUUGCACAUGAAAAAAAAGGCUCAGGUAUUACUACAUGUAGUUUCCAUGUUGAACAGGAUUUUAGUUGUUCAUUGUCAAAAUGCGUAUUUUUCCAUUUUGUAGAAUGUAAAAUAUUAUUUAACUUCAUAUGAUUUGCUUAAGUUAAAUGCAUAUGUAGAGAUGUUAAUGCAGUUGUUGAAUGGUUUAAAAAUAUCAAUAUUUUAGAACUGAAUAGUAAGUAAAAUUAGUUUGUUCUUGUGUAAAAGAAUGAUGAUUAAUGCAUGUUGGAUUGCUAUGUUUUUCAUGCCUAUAUCCCCGCCAAAGGGGGUUUUACAGGCUUGUCUCAUGCAUGGUUUUAUGUAAUAUUUUCCUUAAUUUGUAUAUUUAUUGUUUUGAUUUGUAACAUAUUGAAAAUGGUAAAUUCUAGACAAAUUUUUACAUCAUCUUUCCUGUAAAUCUUUGUGUACAGCGACAUAUCUGGAAUCAAAUUUUGAUUGCACUAUAUUUGUAAAGACACUAUUUUGUGAAGUUUGUUUGAUGUGCAUAUUUAUCAGAUUUUUUCUAAUUCUCUAUUGUCUUAAAUGAAAGAUGUUGAUAAAGUUUAGAUUUGAAAUGUUUUAGAAAUAUUAGAUAUUGAUUUUACAGAUAUUUGUAAUCACACACAUUUUUGUAAUGAAAAAGGAAGAAAAUAUGGCAUUAGUUCACAGCAUGUUAAAAGCCCUAUUUGCAUUCUUCACAAGUUGCAAAAUUAUCUUGAUAGUAAUAAUUUAUUCCUCGAUAAAAAUAUCUUUGCAAUGUAUAUGAUUCAUAUAAGAUUUCAUAUUUGAUGAUGUCACCAAGAAGAAAUACUUGGUCUACUGAUAACCUAACACUAAAAUAUAUCAUAUGACGUAAUUCUGUUAAGUUUUGUAUAAGUAUGAUCUGAUCUCAAAUUUGAAUGCAUAGAUUGAUUUUAAAAUGCAUUUUUGCAAGAUCUUAUGGAUAGUAAAAAUAAGGUAGCAAAUUUUAUUUGUUUGCCUUACUUAUGUGAAUUCUUAAAUGAAAAGAGAAAGAUUUGAGGAUAUUUUGGAAAACCUAUUUCAGUUGACCUCUUUAUGAUAAUUUGUAUGUUUCGGACAAAAUCACAUGUUUUGCAUAUUUCUCAUUUCAAAUACUAGUAUACUAGCAAAAGUUUUUCCCAACAUGGAAAUUAAUUCAAGGUUGGAAGAAUAAAAAAAAUCUUUCUUUUACUCAGGCUUUUUGGAAUUUUUCAUGAGAGGAAACACUUGAUGUGUCCAUGCUAAAUUUUUUAUUUACUAUCCAUUUCAUUUAUCAGAUUUUCGUGAUACAAAAUAAUAUAAUACAUGGAUUUUAUAUUGAUGUAUUUGCAUUUUAUAUUUUCUCUCUUAAGAUUAAAUUGUUCACACUCCCAUUGGCCAUUUUGAAAGUAAAAUCACCAAUUCAGGUCGAAAUGUGAAGGCGUCCCUGUUGACCCCAUUUAUCCCAAAAUGUUUUUUUUAAUGUAUAUAUUAUUUUCCUUUUUAAGAUAUAUGCAUUGCGUUUGUGUUUGAUAUGUGCAGUGAUCCAAUUUACACAAAAUCACUGUAUUUCUGAGAAAUAAAACAACACAAGCUCUAA
This is a messenger RNA of Lytechinus pictus (painted urchin), 6657 nucleotides long. RefSeq names its product transcription factor RFX3-like. NCBI's taxonomy places the organism in Eukaryota, Metazoa, Echinodermata, Echinoidea, Temnopleuroida, Toxopneustidae. The record is from RefSeq and is a predicted model, not a curated record. The transcript is spliced from 14 exons. Bases 128 to 2320 code for a protein of 730 amino acids. Gene Ontology annotation, molecular function: DNA-binding transcription factor activity, RNA polymerase II-specific; RNA polymerase II cis-regulatory region sequence-specific DNA binding. Gene Ontology annotation, biological process: regulation of transcription by RNA polymerase II.